Dioscorea cayenensis subsp. rotundata (Guinea yam) is the source of this 1366-nucleotide messenger RNA. Its product is annotated as protein TIFY 8-like. The transcript is spliced from 7 exons. The record is from RefSeq and is a predicted model, not a curated record. The coding region runs from base 169 to 1128 and encodes 319 amino acids. Lineage: Eukaryota; Viridiplantae; Streptophyta; Magnoliopsida; Dioscoreales; Dioscoreaceae. Gene Ontology annotation, biological process: regulation of defense response; regulation of jasmonic acid mediated signaling pathway; response to wounding. Gene Ontology annotation, cellular component: nucleus.
AAACAAAACAAACAAAGAUGCUACUUUUCCAUCUAUAAAGCCACAUCACACUCUCUGUCUCUUAGUCUCUCUGAGAGACAAUUAGCAAGCUCUCGCUGGCUAUUUGGAAAUACUUCUCAUUUAUGGAGAAAAAGGUGGCAUUUUGAACGGAGAUAAUGGCGGGUUCUGAUGAUGGCCAGUGACAAGGAUAAGCCCAUGUUUUUUGAUUUCUUAGGGAUGAGAUGCGGUGAGUCUCCUGAUCCAUCUGUUGUUUCUGCUGAAUGGGAGAAGGAGAGGAGGGACAACAGGGGUUCUGAAGUUGGUGGCGCUGCCGGUGGCUAUGGCUUGGUGCUCCACUGCUCUGAUCCGGCCUCAGGAAGAAAGAGAAGCAGAAGCCCAGCUUAUAUGGGUAUGAACAGUGAUCAAAUACUCCCUGCUGUCUCCAAUUCCCUUGAUAGUCCACGUCUCGUGAAAAUUCUCGGGAAAGACUUUGUUAUGGGGUCACCUAAAAGAUCACAUGAUGUUAAAGAAACAACAUUCUCUAUGCGACCGCCGAGGCCAACUUCUCUUAUACCCCAUCCUUCUAUCGGUGUUGGGACAAAUUCACUUACGCUCAGGGAUGCUACUACAGGACCUACAAUUAUCUCAAAAGUUGUGGCAGAUGAAGGGUCUAGAACUCGCAUUAAAGAUUGUGAGUCUUUGAAACUUGCUAGCCCUGAUUUGGGAGUUGGUGGGAGAGACUCAAACAUAGCCUUGCCAUGUAGCCAUAGUCCCAAGCCUUCCCCCCUGGUGAUAGAACCAGGUUUGUCCAAACCCAGUUGCCAUAAAUUAUCAUCCGUUUGUCGGCAAAUGACCAUAUUUUAUGAUGGCCUAGCACAUGUUUUUGAUGAUGUUCAUCCGCACAAGGCAGACGUGAUAUUGGCUCUGGCUGGGUCAAAGGGUGGAUCAUGGUCUACCAAUUACUCCCCUUCUUCUGGUGUGCCAUCACACGUCGGUUAUACUAAAGCAGUUGGCCAGGCUACAGAAAUUAGAAAAGACUUGGGCUUGUCUAUCCAAAAGAAUUCAGGUGGUCAUCAUAGUGGCCUAGUAGACACAACACCAGCAAUACCUGCAGUUGAACCAAGUAUCCAAGGAGAGAAAGAUGCAUGAGGAAGGCUAUCGCCUCUGUUACCUUUUUCUGAAUCCACUUCCAUGCUUAGCAUUUUCCAAAGUCAAAUCUUGGAUUUAAUCAUGUAAUACUACUUUCCUCCUUAAGCUUUCAUUUGGUUCUUAGAGCUAAUAAGGAUGAAUAUAUGGCCCUAGUUUGUUCAAAGAUUGGCUGACAUAGUGUUGCAAAUGCUGUUCAUUUUAUUUUGUUGGAUAAAUGCAUCAUACAUAUUGUUUCCCA